Messenger RNA from Trichomonas vaginalis G3, 770 nucleotides. RefSeq names its product organellar and viral DNA polymerase type B. The record is from RefSeq and is a predicted model, not a curated record. NCBI's taxonomy places the organism in Eukaryota, Parabasalia, Trichomonadida, Trichomonadidae. The annotation marks the transcript as partial. The transcript has a single exon.
AUGAUUUCAACAAUCGGCACAACAACAAUUCAAGCCGCGAACGGCGGGACUCUGUCCACAACAACAGCACCAAACUCGUUAGUCAUGAAUCCUACGUCAAUGUUAGUAGAGAUGAAAAACUUCAUUCCUUCUUCAUAUACUUUCGAAACAAAAAUCCAGAAGAUAAAGCAAGAACUUUUAACAAGUAAUUUAGACUGUAGUGCGAAAGAUGAAGAAAAUGAAGAAUAUCUUUAUGAAAUGCAGGACAUUAUUGACCAUUUACCCAAAUUGCCUGAAAUCCAACAACAAAAACUCACUAUUCCUGAAUUCGACGAAAUUGAAGUGAAACCAACUGACUCAGUAGAAAUAAAGAAGUUCAUACGUAAAGUAAAUUAUGAAUUCCUUGGUUUUCAUUGCAACCAUAAGGUUAUGGACAAAGAUUGCGACAUGGUAUAUAAAAACAUUUCUGACAUAUAUAAAUCUGAGGAGUUUAAGACUUACGAUAACUUUGUUUCAUUAGUUGCAAAAUGUGUUUGGGAAAUAAGAGAUAAAGAUAGAAGAGGCAAAGUAUGGAACGAACAAAUAAGACCCGCUAUGUUUGAGAUGAAGAGAGCAAUUGACGCCUUAGUUGUUUUAGCUGGUUUUAUUUCAAUGUAUAACGCAAAAAUGAACCCGCAAUGUUCAAAAUGUAAGGCAGCAAUUAGGAAAUAUAACUACUCAGUCAAAGAGAUAGAAAGAAUGAGAAACGACUAUGCAGACUUAAAGAAAGAAGCAGAAAAGCCAGCAGAAGA